This is a messenger RNA of Oncorhynchus kisutch (coho salmon), 3841 nucleotides long. RefSeq names its product arfaptin-1-like. Gene Ontology annotation, cellular component: trans-Golgi network membrane. Gene Ontology annotation, biological process: regulation of Arp2/3 complex-mediated actin nucleation; intracellular protein transport. The coding region runs from base 172 to 1734 and encodes 520 amino acids. The record is from RefSeq and is a predicted model, not a curated record. Gene Ontology annotation, molecular function: protein domain specific binding; phospholipid binding. The transcript has 10 exons. Lineage: Eukaryota; Metazoa; Chordata; Actinopteri; Salmoniformes; Salmonidae.
AUUAUGGGUAGCUUCACACAGGCCAGGGGCACCAGGGAACCAAUGGGCGCUGAUUUACAUUUUAUACAGUGAGUAAGUAGUAAGCUAGCUGUAUUUUCUUCACAAAUCCCGGGAGUGGAACCUUUUGCACCAAGAAACACAGAGUUAAAGGUCCGGACAAAAGCUGCAGGAAUGUCCGAAGUCAGUGUUGAGGCUGAGUCCAGGAAGGCUCCAGCCCAGGACAUGCAAAUGGGUUCAUCUUUGGAGGCUGAGAAUACUGAGGACUUUCGAAGAGAGAGCAAGGAGGAUGCUAACAGCUUUGAUUGUACUGACUAUGUACUGAACAAUGAUGAAGUGCCUCAUGAUGACAGAGCAGAAAACGACAGUGAUGUUCAAAAUGACAACAAUAAUGCUGAAGACAGCGAUGGUGCUCAAAAUGAUAAUAUUCAGAGCAACAAAAUUACACAAACCAGUGUGAAUGCUGAGCAUGAUGAUGAUGUUCCAAACACUAGUGGCAAUGCACAUUCUGACAAUGCCGGUGCUAAAAGGGGAAAUUGCCAUACAGUGACUACUGAUAAUGAUACACCAAAGGAACAAAAGAAAAAUGAAGAUACUCAUACAAAGGACAGCACUAUGGAUGAGGAGGUCCACAGGAGCCCUGCGGCAGAGAUAUCGGUCACCAGCAAUGGAGACUUGGAAGAGAGCCACGAGGAUGUGUUCAGGGACCCUUCUUACGGUGACCUGAACCUGUCAGAAAGCCAUAUCAGCUCCGGCAACUUUGCCUCGAUAACUGAGGGCAUCAUUGAAUCAGGACCAUACAAAGUGUCGGCAAGCCAGCCCACGUCUCCCGUGGCACCUGUAGCUCCCAGCUCGGCCUUGGCUAGCCGCCUGGCGCGGCCCAUCAGCGAUAGUCAGACUGAGAUACAGAAAGGCACUAUGCAAGGGCAGCCACAUAGCGGGCCUGUGGUCCUGGCAGAUGACUUGAAGAACCCGGCCAUGGAGAAACUGGAACUAGUGAGGAAGUGGAGCAUCAACACGUACAAAUGCACCAGGCAGAUCUUGUCGGAGAAGCUGGGCCGCGGCUCACGGACGGUGGACCCGGAGCUGGAGGGGCAGAUCGAAGUGCUGCGCGACAACAAGCGCAAGUACGAGCACGUGGUCAAGCUGACCCAGACUCUGGCCAACCAGCUCACCCAGAUGAUGCAGACUCAGCGGCAGCUGGGCGACGCCUUCGCUGACCUCGGCCUCAAGUCGCCGGAGCUCCAUGAGGAGUUUGGCUACAAUGCUGACACUCAAAAACUUUUGUCCAAAAAUGGGGAGACCCUAUUGGGAGCAAUCAACUUCUUCAUUGCCAGUGUGAACACACUGGUGGACAAAACAAUUGAGGACACUAUGAUUAACAUCAAACAGUAUGAAAUUGCCAGAGUUGAGUUCGACGCGUACCGCACAGACCUGGAGGAAUUGAACCUGGGCCCGCGGGAUGCCACCACGCUGCCCAAGAUAGAACACUCCCAGCAACAGUUCCAGAUCCACCGCGAGAAGUAUGAGAAGAUGCGCAACGACGUCUCCGUCAAGCUCAAAUUCCUGGAAGAGAACAAGGUGAAAGUGUUGCACAACCAGCUGAUCCUCUUCCACAAUGCCAUCGCGGCAUACUUUGCAGGAAACCAGCAGCAGCUGGAUGAGACGCUCGAGCAGUUCCACAUCAAGUUGAAAAUGCCCGGCGGGGAUACGCCAUCUUGGCUGGAGGAGCACUAAUCAACCGACCCAUCCCUCCCAAAAAAUCCACUGUGGUUUGGUCUGGAGAGGCUCUGGAAUUACUGUGAAGCAACAGGAAACGCUCUCUGCUCCUUGUCUGCCUCUGUUCCUCCCACUUUUCUUCAUGAUUGUAAAAGGUUUUUAGGCAAAGCAACACUAAGACAAAGAAUUAAUUUAAAAAACAUUUGUCAAUCUCUUGUUUGAUAAACUGUAAGUUCUGUUUUCUACUAUUUUCUCUUGUUCUUCCUGUACUGGGAAAUCCAUUGACCGUUGUUCUAAUCGUGAAGUGGCGCUCUUUCGCUCGUUCUCUUUUUAACUUGGAACUGUUGCAGUUCUUUUCGAAUCAUGGAAAAUUCACUUUUUGGGGUUGAUUUGACAAAUCUAGUGAGAAGCACGGAAAUGUUAAAUACAUUUUGAAAAGUGUAUGGCCUUUUUACUCCAGCUUAUUAAUGUUGUAGCUCGAUACCGCAGAGACAUUUUGGGGACAAAAUGUCCGUCCUCUAUUUGGCUCUGCAUCCAGUUGGAUAAUUUAUCUCCACUUGUUGUAAAAGUCUGGCCACCCAUUGAUCAAGUAACACUAAUGAUAGGCAUCAUUAAAUUUACAUGAUGUAUCAUAAGCUUGUGUGACACCUGUUAUACCCAGUGUAUGACUGUAUGAAAUGGAUUACCGCCUUGGAAGUCGAUAGCGUAGAUUAGAUGGUUGGUUUUCACUGUUUGUCAUUGUACUGUAAUGAAUAGCGCCGCUGGGCAUUUUAUAAGAAGUGUCAAUGUCAUGUUUAUGGUGCUAUUAUGUUGCAGUAAUGAUGUUCAAGUAGUGUUAACCAUUUGUGUUUGUAUUUGACUUUAAUCAUGGGUAUAAUGAUGGACAAUAUUAAUUAUUGAAUUGAACAUUUUGUAAUUCCAGAGAAAUUGAAGGACCAGCCUUACCACUUGAACUUGAUGUGCCUUGUUUUAUGUACAACUCUCUCGCUCUGUCUGGUGUUUCAGCUAAACUUUGCCCUCACACUGCCAGCUUCAGGACCACAUAGCAGUAGAUGGAUAAAGAAUGGACCAAACAUUACAUACACUCCAAACCAACGUAAACCACUCAAUUGUCCCAUUUCACUAUUACCUCGCCGUGUGAGUCGAAUCCUUUUUGCCGCAUUUGAGAAGGGGGGUAAAUACGAGUAAACAGCUAGCGAUUUAGCUGCUAAUUAAAGAGUGAGACUUAUCUGCUUUAAAACUAACCUGUAUGCUAAACGAGAAUGUAAAUGUUUGCAUUUUAGAAUCAGAGCAACAAAAGUUCAGUCUUGGCAUUGUACAACGACAAUCUCUAUGCUAGUUAAUGGCGCAAACAGCACAAUGUGACAGUGAAAUAGGGUGAUUCCCUAUUAAAACGUUAUCCUCUCAAGUAUAUAAUAUCGCACAUUUAUGUACUAUGAGACAAAAUGACAAAAAAAUGACAAAAAAAAACACUUGUGUAAGAACUGUAUAUGGGAUGAAACCUAAAUGAAAGUGGACUUGAAAAACUUCUUGUACAUAGGAAAGACCAGCAUCCUUUUCUUGAGCUUCUAACCUUUUGAAUAAUUAUUUUCUGAAUACUAUAGUUAUUUCCUUCGAAAGGACCACAGGUAUUCUAGCCAGCUGUCUCGUCCCUGCGGGCAAAAUAUGGCAUGGGAUUUCAUAAUGAUAUAUUCUGGUUGUUGAAAUGUUAGAUAGCCAGGUGAAGACCUUUUUUUCAUAACGCCAUAUUUUGGUUAUCUGGUCAAAUUAUAUCUGAACACCUUCCCUUUAGAACCUGACCAUAAUGUUCACAAAAGACAUCAUAAUGACGGUAUUGCAACCACUUUUGCCCACUGGGGUUCCUGUCUUCUACCUACAGUACCGUUCCUGCUGUACAACAGCGUGUGUGUAUUGUACAUCAAUCUGUUGUUCAAUGACAUGAUGUAAGCAUAGAUAUAUAUUUGUAAUUUCCUCUUUUAUCCUAGAUAUAUUAUAGGGUAUAUGAAUGAAGCCAUGGGGCAUUUUUCUCAUGCUGAUUAACAGAUGUUGAGUUCAAAAACAGGUUUCUGAAUGUUGUGCAAUGUCUUUUGGGGGAAAAUAAUAAAAUGUUUUCUUCAUAAAUGGC